AUGAUAUCAGAGAAUGAGAGUACGAGAGUAUUGCUAGUGAUUGUUUAGAAUCCUUAAUCAAUAAUACUUCCACAUUCUUUGUUCUAUAGGUACUUUUCAAAUUUUGGGGAGGUGAACAAAAUUUUAAUAUUUGAGAAGGGCAAACAAUGGAAAUGUUUUAUAGAGAUGGCAACUUUAUAAUAGGCAAGGUUUUCUUAAUAAUAAUUAAAUGGAUGUUAAUUGUAUGAUUAAACAAUAAUGAAUGUUUAUUAUUCAACUUUACAGAAUGUAACAUUUCUCAAUAACAAUUCAGGAGGCGUAGAUUAUAGAGCGAUGAAAUAGAGGAAUUCCACAAAAUCCAUGAAUAUUUAUGAUCAAGAAUAUCAUCCAAAAAUAUACAGUCAACCUGUUAUAUGGCAACAAUAAUCAGAUAUCACUUUGAGUAUUGCUAGCUUUGGAAAUGAAAGAACAAGAGCUAGUUUUAAUGAUAAAUAGGAUCUCUAGGAACAGAAAAAUGAAUGGGAGCCCUCAAAAAUAUAAACUUCGCUGGAAUUUAUUGAUGAUGGAGAUUCAUGUAAAAAAUCUUCAUCUUUUAAAUCCAUUUAAUUUGAUGAUUGUGAACAUGAUCCUGUAGAUGAAGAUAUAAUGCUUGCAUUCUCCUCUGAAAAAAAUACAUAUCUUAAUUCCUACAUGUUUUCAAUCCCUGAAGUUGAAGAUAAAUCAAAAAGUAAAGACAUAGAUCCAUAUACUUAUGUAUCACCUUAAUUUCUUAGAGAAAAUCAACCAUCCAAAGUAGUUUAUAUGAGAGGUCUCAUUAAUUAAAAUAUUACACCAUUAAACAUUUUUAAUUUAUUGUCAAACUUUGGAAAUGUUUUAGUCAUAAUCUAUAUUAAACAUAAGACAUCAGCAUUGGGUUCAAUUUGA
This is a messenger RNA of Paramecium tetraurelia, 903 nucleotides long. RefSeq lists its product as uncharacterized. Gene Ontology annotation, cellular component: nucleus. The transcript has 2 exons. Gene Ontology annotation, molecular function: mRNA binding. Gene Ontology annotation, biological process: regulation of RNA splicing. The record is from RefSeq and is a predicted model, not a curated record. NCBI's taxonomy places the organism in Eukaryota, Ciliophora, Oligohymenophorea, Peniculida, Parameciidae.